Oreochromis niloticus (Nile tilapia) is the source of this 1322-nucleotide messenger RNA. RefSeq names its product carbonyl reductase [NADPH] 1. The transcript is spliced from 7 exons. The coding region runs from base 153 to 980 and encodes 275 amino acids. Lineage: Eukaryota; Metazoa; Chordata; Actinopteri; Cichliformes; Cichlidae. Gene Ontology annotation, molecular function: carbonyl reductase (NADPH) activity. The record is from RefSeq and is a predicted model, not a curated record.
GCGCUUCACUCCUGUGGUAAUCUUCAGUCAGGACGACAGCUUCAGCCUCAGGUAAGAAACGUCUGCAGCCUGAUUAAUCUAACCGUGUUUUUUCCGUCAGGGCGAAGAACCUGCAGUCCCCAUUUAAAGGUUUGCCGUUUUGACAAUUAGACAUGUCGACCAGGGUUGCUGUGGUAACAGGUAGCAACAAGGGCAUCGGUCUGGCCAUCGUCCGAGUGCUCUGCAAGCAGUUUGAAGGAGACGUUUACCUCACUGCCAGAGAUGUUGGACGUGGUGAGGACGCAGUGAAGGCUCUGUCCUCUGAGGGGCUGAAGGCCAUGUUUCACCAGCUGGACAUCAACGACUUGAACAGCAUUAAAACUGCUGCUGCUUAUUUUAAAGGGAAGUACGGCGGAGUGGACAUUCUCAUCAAUAAUGCUGGGAUAGCAUUCAAAGUGGCAGACACAACUCCAUUUGGUGUCCAGGCCGAGGUGACCCUCAAGACAAACUUCUUUGCCACCAGAGACAUGUUGACUCACUUCCUGCCGAUCGUUAAAGCUGGAGGUCGUGUGGUGAACGUUUCCAGCUUUGUCAGUGCACUUGCGUUGAAGAAGUGCAGCUCGGAGCUCCAGCAGCGUUUCCGCAGCGAGGACCUCACAGAGGAGGAGCUGGUGGCGCUGAUGGAGCGAUUUGUCAGCGAAGCCAAGAAAGGCGAACACAAAGAAGGCGGCUGGCCCGAUUCGGCGUAUGGAACAUCUAAAGUCGGGGUGACGGCCCUGUCCAUGGUUCUUGCUCGUCAAGUGUCCAAGCAGAGACCAAAUGAUGGGAUCUUGGUGAACGCCUGCUGUCCAGGAUGGGUGCGCACCGACAUGGCUGGCGAUAAAGCCCCGAAGUCACCAGAGGAGGGUGCUAUCACUCCAGUGUACCUGGCCCUGCUGCCGCCCGGAGCCACAGAGCCUCACGGAAAAUUUGUGUCUGACAAGCAAGUUCAGCCGUGGUGAUGGGUGUGUGAUUGUCAGCGUUUCCACCCAAACGACAUGUCAAAGAUCCAUAUGUAGAAUAGAUGAACCUGAAUAACCCAGACACAUUAGUACAGCAACCUGAAGGUGCCCGUUUUUCAAAACAAUGCAUUUUAACAUUUUGUGUGCACGUGUGUAUCUGCUGGAUUAUAGCAUAUACAGUAAUUAAACUUGUGUUUGUGUAAGUCCUGGCCAAUGUUUUUGAUACAUCACUUUGCCUGUGGCACUAUGAAUGUUUGAUCAUUUUUUACAUGGAGGAAAGUAAAUGUGCUUUAUGUGUUUGAAAUAUGAAUCUCCUGAAGAACAAAUAAACAGUUUUCUGCA